UGAGUCAGUGAGGGAAUCACCAACAUAAUCUACAAAAGAAAUUAUAUCAAAGAGAACAGAAAUGUGUAAACAGUCUACAGGUUUGUCACCACGAUCAGAGGAAGCUUGUGUGCAAAACCCAGAUAUGAUCACUCUCUCUGUUACGCUUUCAAAGCAGAUAUAUAAAAGGUCUAAUAGUGUAAUUACUUGCAAGGGUGAGCUCGACCAACAUGAAUAUGUUCAGUUACGACAAAGUAUAUCAAAAAUGAAAUCAAGUACGUCGCGAAUUCAUCUGAAAUUGAUGCGACAGACGAACACUAAUAUAGAGGUUUUUCAAUCUGCAAUGAAGACAGAAUUAUUCGACAGCAACGCAAAGCCGGGAAUUACGACGAACUUGCAAGAAGAACUUAACACAAUCAAAGAAACAUUAGACGAAGUGGAAACAUUAAUAGAUGUCCAGUCGGAAAGGAAAGAAAACGUUUGUACAAAAUUUCAUAAUUACUUGAAAUUUGAAGUAGAAACCAAUAAAGAGUCAUCUAAACGUUCCAAAGGUCUGUUCGACUUGUUAGACUACUUAUUCAUGCUUCAAUGGAUACCAAAGCAGUAUCUAAAUAUAUUGCCAGUGACUUUGAAUACUUAUUUUGAUAGCUUGUCCUCUGGUAGUGCAAUAUCUACGGACGAAUCCAUGUCAAAUAGUCUUCUACGACUUCAUUCAUUUAACAAUUUUCCUCGAUCAGUAGACAUUUUUGUAAGUAAUCUAUCUAAAGCAGGAUUUUAUUUCACAGGAAACGAUGAUAACGUACAGUGUUACGCAUGUGGAAUAACAUACCGGAACUGGAAACGUGGCGAUAAUCCAUUAGAAAUACACAGACGACUCUCACCCUCAUGUCCACAUCUUCGUAACUGUAAUAUUGUUACAAAUGGACAGCAACAUAUGACUUCUGGGGAUGCAAGAUUGAGUAAUAUACCAACACAAUCUGUUUCCAUACCAAGCAUAAAUUUACAACAAUCUAUAGGAAAACAACAAAGUGGUGGUUUGUCUGAUGACCGAACUUUAAGCCACAAAACACAAAAUUCUACAAUUAAUUCAAACGGAGCAACAGGUCACAAUCAACUAAUUGGAAAUGAUACUAUCAAAUAUGUGGAACAGAAACCAAGCAGGAAUGCAGUCAAUACCAAUUUGGAACAUACAGAAAACAAAAAAGACACAUACUUAGAACCGGAAGUGAAUAACACACUUAGACAUGGAGCAUGUGGCUGUUAUGAAUCAACAAGUUCAAGCCGAAUAAGUAAUAAUGACACUUCUUCAUUUGGUAUUGGUUUCGAUAAUCCCAGAUACCCGAAUUACGCUGCUUUACAAGUGAGAAUCAGCUCUUUUCAGGGAUGGCCUUCCUAUUUAGACCAGACACCAAAACAAAUGGCAACAGCUGGUUUCCUGUUUGCUGGUUACCAGGACUACACCAGAUGUUUCUUCUGUGGCGGUGGACUUAGAAAUUGGGAAGCCGGUGAUGAUCCAUGGGUGGAACAUGCUAGAUGGUUUCCGAAGUGCACUUACCUACGUCAGAACAAGGGUGAAAGAUUUAUAAAAGCCGUCCAAGAAAAACAUGAACAACUGAACAAAGAAGAAAGUAAGAAAAGUGACCAAAUAACAUCCUUUCAAACGACAGAAACAACUCAAAAUGUCCCCCAUUUACAUUCAAACAGCAAUCCACAACAAAGUAGCAGUACUAGCUAUCUUGAUACAGCAGCAGCAAGGAGUGUCUUAGAGAUGGGAUACACGCAAGAACAGGUGCUUCGAGUUAUCCAGCAAUUGUUACCGGAUAAACCAGGUGGAACGUUCACAGCAACUGAUAUCAUGACGGUUUUACUAGAGAAUGAUCAACAGAACAGUUCUGCUGACUCAGCUAAUGUAGUUCGUAACGAUACAUCCACUAAUGACUUGUCACUUAAUGCAACCACACAAGAAAAUGAUAUACCUGAACCCCUUAUUAAUGAUUUGAGUGAAUCAAAUUUGGACGAUGCGGAGUUAUUAGUUGAAGAAAAUAGACAGUUACGAGAUCAACGCCUUUGUAAAAUAUGUUUGGAGUUCGAUGCCACUAUAGCUUUCCUCCCUUGUGGACAUUUAGUUAGUUGUUCCGACUGCGCACCAGCUUUGCGGAAGUGUCCAAUAUGUAGGGCUUUUGUUAAAGGCACAGUGAAGACAUUCCUGGUCUAAGAUGGUUUCCAUUUAGCAGACGCCACCUUUUUCAUAAAGCAUUCAAUGUAUAUUGCCAGUACAUUAGCAGUAAACAUCCUAAAGUAUAACACCCGAGAUAGGAAAUGGUCCUAUCCAACAACAAUGCAUGUGUUUCAGUACAAAUAUCCAAUGCCUAAGUAUAAGAAGAUUACGAAAAGUGGGAGCCCAUCAAAACAGAAAAAAUCAAACAAAACCAAAGUUGAGCGUCACAAUUGCAAGAAUUCAGAUUGAAGAGAUGAAAUGAUACCAUAAAGCAAUGUGGUCGGUUACAGAUAGCUAAUGGAAAAGAUGAUCUUCAUGUCAUAAUAUAAACAAAUAACAUAAAAACGAAAACAACAUUUUUGUGAAUCGAUACACGUGACAUAACUAUCGUUAUUUGAUUUAACUAUAUAAAAAUAAGAAGAGAUGGUAUUUCCAAUAAGACAUCUCUCCACCUCUCAACAAUAGAAAGAAUAACACAGAAAUUAACAGCUUUAAGGCUAUCAGCAAUAAGUUUAACUCAUAAUGAGAGUCAGCUCUGGUUGGCAUAGAAAUGACUAAUGUAAAACAAUUCAAACGAGAAAACUAACAGCCUGUUUUAUGUACAGAAUAAUGAACGAAAAACAUAUAUGAUAUUCAGCAUCAAACGACAACCACUACAGUCUAACAAAAAGUUAUACAAAUAUAUUUGUCAGCAUUAAUAAACAGAUAUAUAUAUAUAUAUUUGGAUAACCAAAAUUUACAUUGAAACUGGGAGCGUUAGAACCAAGCUUUUAUUUAUAAAUAUGAACAUUGUCUUAAGCAACGACCUAUUAAAAUUUUUUAAACAUUUUUAUACAUAUUUACCGUUUUGUUACCUCCCCUUUACCAUCGACUUUCAUAAGAGUUAUACUAUCAGACCUCAUUUUAAUUUAUUAUAAUAUAGUGUUUGAUUUACAUUUUUAUACAUAUUUACUGUUUUGUUACCUCCCCAUUACCCUGUACUUUCUUAAGAGUCUUAUUAUCAGACUUCAUUAUAAUUUAUUAUUAUAUAGCGUUUGUCUGCACUUGUUGUUAGUCGGUCUUUCAUUUUUAAGUUUUGAUUGCCUUUUGGAAAAUUUGUUUUUAAGCUGAAUUUCAAUUUAAAUGAAGUGCUUUGUUUAGUUGAUUUUAGUUUUUAUUUUAUCAGUUAUUAAUGUUUAUUUUUUAUUUUCUUAAUGAUAAAAAACGGGUAAAUUUUACUAUGUUUAAAAAUACCAUUGGAAAUACAAAAAGAUAAGGAACCUUGAUUGUACACGUAGCCUCUUUGGAAGUUAAAUGUUUUUACAUUUUUUAUAUCUUCAAGUGAAUCAUAAGUUUAACAUAUUAUUUAUAAAUCUUUCAGUUGUUCAAACAAAUAGUUUGUUGCCCUGUUAUUGAUUUGGUUAUUUUUUGUCGUUUGGUUACUAUCUCGUGAAGUUUUCCCACAUCUCGUUUUAUUCUGAUUUAUAAUCAUGGCACGAUAGAACAUCUACCAAUCAUUUAAGGUACGUUUUAAUCACGUUUUAAUGUUAAGGAAAUAUUAAGCUUCUCAAUGAUCAAAAUUAGUGUUUGUCAAACUGCUAUCUAUCCAAUGAAAUUUUUCCGAUGAAGUGUGUGGUUCAAGUUUUUUGAAUUUUUAUAUUUUUGUCAAAGGGUCAAAGUAAAUAUUUUGUCAAAAUUUUAUGAAAAUUAAACGAGCCAAACUAGUUUUAGUCAAGGUGUUUGGUACCACCUUAAAAGGAAACUAAAAUUCAUUCUUAAUGAUAUAGUGAUGUUUUAUAGGAAAGGUAGAUAACUCCUUAAAUCUGUAAUACGUAUGUUAUGUUUAGUUUCAUCAAUAAUAUAGUGAUGUUUUAUAGGAAAGGUAGAUAACUCCUUAAAUCUGUAAUACGUAUGUUAUGUUUAGUUUCAUCAAUAAUAUAGUGAUGUUUUAUAGGAAAGGUAGAUAACUCCUUAAAUCUGUAAUACGUAUGUUAUGUUUAGUUUCAUCAAUAAUAUAGUGAUGUUUUAUAGGAAAGGUAGAUAACUCCUUAAAUCUGUAAUACGUAUGUUAUGUUUAGUUUCAUCAAUAAUAUAGUGAUGUUUUAUAGGAAAGGUAGAUAACUCCUUAAAUCUGUAAUACGUAUGUUAUGUUUAGUUUCAUCAAUGAUAUAGUGAUGUUUUAUAGGAAAGGUAGAUAACUCCUUAGAUCUGUAAUACGUAUGUUAUGUUUAGUUUCAUCAAUCAGGAUUCAUAUGAAGCAGAAUGAAAAUAAUAAUUGUCAUUUUGAGGCUUGGAAUGUAUUUUGUUUUCAAUUGGUAAACACAAACGUAAUGUCGAUUUGUUUUCAUUUCUAUGGUAUUUUUAAACACUGUGUAUAUAUUUUGUUAUCUUAUGGUUGUUAUUUAUGUUGUUAUAUCUUAUUAUUUAAGCGUAUAUGGCACGUACACAUCAAAAUAAAUCGAUUACUACUUUU
Molecule: messenger RNA, 4649 nt
Organism: Mytilus californianus (California mussel)
Lineage: Eukaryota; Metazoa; Mollusca; Bivalvia; Mytilida; Mytilidae
Product: baculoviral IAP repeat-containing protein 3-like
Exons: 6
Coding region: 62-2194 (710 amino acids)
Biological process (GO): positive regulation of protein ubiquitination; regulation of cell cycle; negative regulation of apoptotic process
Cellular component (GO): spindle microtubule; nucleus; cytoplasm
Molecular function (GO): cysteine-type endopeptidase inhibitor activity involved in apoptotic process; ubiquitin protein ligase activity
Source: RefSeq, a predicted model, not a curated record